Messenger RNA from Ceratina calcarata, 2815 nucleotides. RefSeq names its product myotubularin-related protein 10-B. Bases 441 to 2345 code for a protein of 634 amino acids. Gene Ontology annotation, biological process: phosphatidylinositol dephosphorylation. The transcript has 10 exons. NCBI's taxonomy places the organism in Eukaryota, Metazoa, Arthropoda, Insecta, Hymenoptera, Apidae. Gene Ontology annotation, cellular component: membrane; cytoplasm. The record is from RefSeq and is a predicted model, not a curated record.
GAAUGUGUCACGGCUGGUCACGGUGACAAAUGCGUCCUCAAGGACUCGCAUUUUCCGUUGCAACGAUGAGGAGCGGUCCGUGAAGCGACGACGAAAAACCGCGAAGAGAAUCGUUCAGGAUGGUCCGAAAGGGGAGUUGUGCGGUGAUUCCGUUCGGGAUCGUCUCGUGAACAUUUUGACGCGACCGCGGGAACGUCUUGCCCUCGAUUCACGAUGAUGAUACUCUGAUCCACACUCGAUUCGCGCGGUCGGCAAUGGAAUUAACGGGGACCCGAUACUAAUAACUGCAAUAGUGGAAUCGUGGAUAAAUCGGAUUUUCAGUUUCUAUGGUUCUGGCUCGCGUGAAUCAACGGCAAUCGUACAAACGUUCUCGAUGGAAAGCAAAAGCUGCAACAAUUUCAUAAGCUACGUAGGCUUAGAGGAGCACGAGCUGCAGUUUCAUGAAUUAUGCGCAGCCGCUGGGUUCUAGUCGACGCAAUUCUUUAUGCGAUAACAAUAUUAAGUUGUUACCCGGUGAAGCAUUGAUCACCAAAGCUCAACGCGUUCUUAUGUUCUCGCCCGUCGGCGAUCAAAAUCAAGGAACGUCCGGCGUUCUGUUCGUCACCAAUUUUAAGCUCAGUUUCGUUACGACCGAGGAGACGGAUGGCGAAGACGUGGCUCGUCAACAGAAUCAUCUUUACGGCUAUAUGGACACGUGUUUAACGAACAUAGAGGAUAUAUACGUGACCGUUGGCGAUAAGAGAAGGAAAUUGGUACCUGGCAAUACUGUACCGUCUAAAGUGAAAGGAAUAUUUAUUACUUGUAAAAAUUUACGAACGUGGUCCUUCUCCUUCAAAUUCUCACCCAUCGGCGACGGAAAGAACGUCCUCCAGACAUUGUUGCACCAUGCCUUCCCCAGUGGGCACAAUCUGUUGUUCGGUUACGAUUACCGAGAAGCUUACUACAGUAGUCUUGACAAAGGCGUCCGUUUGUUUCGCGACAUUUCCGACUGGCAGAACGAGUUGGAACGAACUGUUCGUAAUGAGAAGCUGAGGAAAUCUUGGAGACUGUCCAUCGCGAACGUAGAUUUCAAGCUCUGUAGUAGCUUGUCUCGAUACGUGAUCGUGCCAGACUCUGUCACCGAUAAUCAGCUGAUGGAUGCAGCUAAAUGCUUUCAAGGGAACCGUCCACCGAUCUGGUCUUGGUCGAGCUCGCGCGGCGCCGCGUUGGUCAAGAUGUCCGAGCUCUCGCCGUUGGUCACCAACAGGAAACAGGAGAACGUCAUGUUCGAGAACGUGCGAAAAAGUCAUCCACAGAAGAUGCAGCCGUUCGUCUUAGAGCUGAACAAAGGUAUCAACGCGAAAUUGAUAGCCGCGGCGUUCUCGAAAUUCGCCGUCCUCUGUUGUCCAGAGAACAUCAGGCAGUUCUGGCUACAGGACAAUAAUUUUUACUCGCUGUUGGAAAACACGAAAUGGUUGAAAUAUGUAUCGUACUGUUUACAAAAAGCUGUUGAAGCCUGCGAGCAUCUUCACUCAGGAUCCUCCGUUAUAUUACAAGAAGGUGCUGGCACGGAUCUCUGUUGUGUUAUAUCGAGCUUAGUCCAAUUGUUGAUGGAUCCUUAUUUUCGAACUAUCAACGGGUUCCAGUCCCUUUUACAAAAGGAAUGGAUCGCCGGUGGUCAUCCGUUUUGUGAUAGAUUAGGACAUAUUGCGCAGAGAACUUCGGAGAAGUCUCCGGUGUUCCUGUUAUACCUCGAUUGCGUCUGGCAAUUGAUUCAACAAUUUCCGGCGGAAGUCGAGUUCACGGAAACGUACCUGACAACUCUAUGGGACGCCGCUCACGUUUCCAUCUUCGACACGUUCGUCUUCAACUGCGAGAAAGAUCGAUCCGCGGCAGCUACGGACCCGGAGAAGCCUUUCGUCCUGCGUAGCGUCUGGGACUGGCGAGAGCAGUUCAGCGACCAGGAUAUUUUAUUGUUCUACAAUCCCUUCUACAAUUCGCGGGACGCGACGGACAAGGGCAUGCUGAAACCUCUGUACAGCAUACCGACCCUCGAGCUCUGGACCCAGUGCUACUUCCGGUGGAUACCGACGCUGGAGAUUCGCAACGGCGGACGGAACCACAUCGAGCUCUACGCGAGGCUGUUGAGGAACGACGUGAAUCAACUGAAGAUGUGUCUGAACGGCAACUGCGGCUCGCCCACGAUCAAAUCCAACAGUUACUCCGUGCCUAUGAACAUAGAUAGUUUCUACCCGUUCUCCAGCAAGAAGUCGGGGAACACGGUGAGUGCACCCAUUAUGAACAGUUCUAUUCUCGCCACGGAGAGCUUGCUAGAAGCGCAGUCGUUGAUCACUGCGGCCGACUGAUGUACAUAUCUCACUGAACGCUUGCUUUACCUUCUCCGAGAUGCACCCAUGCAUCCAUACGAGUAUCGCCGUGGUUAUUAGAUAUAUAACGAAGUACGAUCUCAGUCCUUUCUAUACCGCGCGCGCGGUCUUUGUACGAUGAUCGCCAAUUAAUUUGCAAUAAGAAAAAUUGUUAUCUUCUCCCGUUUACAUUAUACGCGCAUGUUCUCUGUUUUUACGCUACGUAGUACUUCGUAUAGACGAAUCUGACUCAGAUCAAUUAUUCUUGAUCCUUGUUCCGUUUACCCCUUCUUUAUCUGGUUCUCUAUCGAUUAAGCGUCUUCGCAUCGAAUCGUACGUUAAGUUAUACAAAGAUUUCCUUUUUAUAUAACUUUGUAAAUGCAUUAUCGCAUGUUCGAGUUAAGGAACAAUGAUAUUUAAUAACACGGUGAUGUUAUAACUUAUAUUAUAAUAAAAUUAUUUUUUCUAUA